Messenger RNA from Drosophila rhopaloa, 1907 nucleotides. Its product is annotated as apyrase. Gene Ontology annotation, biological process: AMP catabolic process. The record is from RefSeq and is a predicted model, not a curated record. Bases 138 to 1796 code for a protein of 552 amino acids. The transcript is spliced from 8 exons. NCBI's taxonomy places the organism in Eukaryota, Metazoa, Arthropoda, Insecta, Diptera, Drosophilidae. Gene Ontology annotation, cellular component: plasma membrane. Gene Ontology annotation, molecular function: nucleotide binding; hydrolase activity, acting on ester bonds; metal ion binding.
AAAUUUCGCAGGCGUCGCAUUGCCAGUGUUUUCGGUCAUUCAGUUGCCUUAUCGACGGCCAUCGGGUUGGGUGUAUCUACACUUGUAUUUUUUCCUUGUUUUUUCCGGUGAUCACAGUCGCAAGUGCGGUUGGAGAAAUGGCAGCCACAUCCUUGGCCGUGAUUAUGGUGAUGAUGGCCCUGUGGGCACCUUCGGAGGCUGCCGACAAGGAGGGCUUUCCCGUGUCCAUCAUCCACAUUAACGACCUGCACGCGAGGUUCGAGGCCACGGACACCUCCGGCGGAACCUGCGACGACGGCGAGGCAUGCAUCGGCGGCUAUCCACGCACGGUCUACACCGUGAGGCAACUGCUCCGGGAGCAGGCGGAGCUCAAUCCCAUCUACAUCAACGCCGGCGACAGCUUCCAGGGGACGCUUUGGUACAACAUUGGCCGCUGGAACGUCACCCAGCAGCUCCUGAACCUCCAGCCCGCCGACGCCAUGACGCUGGGCAACCACGAGUUCGAUCACGGAGUGGAAGGAGUGGUGCCCUUCCUGGAGACGGUGGACACCAACAUGCUGGUGGCCAACAUGGACUGCGCCCAUGAGCCGACCAUGGAGGGCAAGUACAACAAGUCGAUGAUAAUCGAGCGCUCGGGUCGCAAGAUUGGCCUGAUCGGCGUUAUUCUGGAGACGACCUACGAUCUGGCCAACACCGGCAAGGUGAUCUUCCGGAACGAGAGUGACACCAUCCGCGAGGAGGCGCAGCUGCUGAAGGCCCAGGGUGCCAACAUAAUCAUCGUGAUCUCGCACUGCGGCUACGACGUGGACAAGGAGAUCGCGGCCAACGCCGGCGACUGGAUCGACGUCAUCGUGGGCUCCCAUUCGCACACCUUCCUCUACACCGGAACUCCGCCGGGUCCGCACAACCCCGCCGGGGACUACCCCACCGAGGUGGUCCACAGCUCCGGCCACCGCGUCCUCAUCGUCCAGGCAUCGGCCUACGCCCGCUACGUGGGCAACCUGAUCGUCUACUUCGAUGACAACGGCGACGUGCUGGACUUCGAGGGCAAUCCGCUUUACAUGGACCAAUCCGUGCCCGAAGAUGAAACCGUUCUGCAGGCUAUGGCGCCGUGGCAAGAUGUGAUGGAACCCUUCGCCAAUCGAAUCGUGGGUCAGAGCAGGGUCUUCCUCGAGCAGAGCACGUGCAACCGAGGCGAGUGCAAUUUGGGGAACUUAUUCACGGAUGCUAUUCUUCAUGCGUUCGUCAAGGAUGCAUCGUACCUGGGAGACAGCUGGAGUAACGUGACCAUUGCCCUGACAUCGCCGGGAACAUUCCGAGUGCCCAUUUCAGUAGGCAACAUUACCUACAAGCAGCUGUUUGCCAUGUGCCCCUGGCAGAACCGGUUGAUCGCCCUAACUCUCCAGGGAAAGCACAUUCUGGAGCUGCUGGAGAACGGAGUGGCGUCCAUGAAUCCCAGCUCCUCUUCGCCGCGAUCCUCUCGAUUGAUGCAGGUUUCCGGGCUUCGGGUCGUCUUCGAUCUCAACGCCAGCGUUGGCCAGCGCGUAUCCAGUGUCCGAGUUCGGUGCUCCAAGUGCCAAGUGCCCGCGUACAAGCCACUCGAUCUGGAAGAGAAGUACCGCGUGGUGGUCAUGGACUACCUGGCGAAUGGCAAGAACGGUUUCGGUGUAAUCAGCGAAAAUGCCGAGGAUCUUGAGAUUGGUCCUUUCGAUUUGGACGCCUUGAUCGACUACAUGAGCGCCGUGGGACCCAUUACCACUGGAAUCGAGCAAAGGAUUCAGUUUAUAAAUCGUUAAAUCUUUGCUCCAGUUAUGCCCGUUCUAUCAGCAUUGGCAAUAUGUAAAAUCUAAGACAUUUUGAUGUAUUUGAAAAAAAUAUAUAUUGUUUUGUGGUUUCAAAAGUUUUGG